AUGCAAAAUAAAGAAAUUUUACACAAAGUUUUUGACUUCUAUUGCAAAUAAUAAUAUGUUUAGGGAUAAUUUGCCAGCUUCGAAAGAUAAUAAUAUGAAGCAUCUAUAUUUACUAUUGGUAAGUGGAUGCACUUUUGUAGAGAUUUUUAAGUGAAAUGCAAUAGUGCUAGAUUAUUAGAGCUAUUCAAAAAACAAGCCAAACAUUCUAAAGAACUUGAUUUUGAUUAGUUUAUUUAAUUAUUAAAUGUCUUAGCUGUUGAAUAAGAAGUUGAUUUUGGGUAAUACUAAUCAAAUUUAGGAUUAGACAAUUGGAAGGUUUGUGUUUCAAAAAUGAAAACUUUCUAAAGACCAUUUUAAAUGAAAGAUUAAUAUGAAAGAAUUAAAGAUAUCAAAUAUCAAUUUAAAAUAUAUCAUCCAGAGGUCAAAAAUGAUGAAUAAAUCAAAUAAAUUUUAUUAUAAAGGAAACAAUAAAAUGAAUAAUUAAAGCUCAUAGAAAGAAAAAAGAAAGCAUUUUACAAAUUGUAAUUUGAAUUAAAACAUUUUACUAAAUCUUAACUUUUAAGUAAGUACCCAACUUUAUAGGAACUUAUUGAAAAACUACCCGAUCCUUCUAAGUCUAAGAUUUAAUCUAAUUCCAAUAAGGAACAAGAUUAGAAUUCAAAUAUAUCUUAACAAAUGUAAUCUGCCAUUACGUGGGAAAAUUUAAAUUAUUUACCACUGGCAAAAGAUUUUCUUACUGAUUUAAUGGAAUAAGAAUAAGAAGAUGAUGAUGAUUAAUACUUAAAGGAAUAUUAAGAACAAAAAUAAGUUGAGAAUUCUCCAAAAAAAUUAAUAUCAAAUAAUAGAUAUAAUAGUAUAUAGGAUUAUCAAAAUGAGAGAGAACAAAGGUCUUUCUCAGAUCAUAAAUAAAUUAUUAAGGGUAAAAGAUAUGAAGAAUUAUAUCCAAUAGAAAGAUAAUUAGAUAAGAGUAAAAUAUUUAAAUUAAAAACAACAAGCAAUCAUUCAGAGAGCAACAAUAUCAUAUCCUUAUAAUAAAUUGAUUCAAAUUUAAUUAGAUAACAAAUCUUAAGACAGUAAAAAUAGUAAUUACAGAAUCAGAACUAUUCAGUUGAAUUACCAAGAUAGAAUUUAUCAUAAGAAUAUUCUGAUAUUCCUUUUUUAAAAGAAAAGCCUACUACAAAUAAAUUAAAUAUUUCAAUGCUAAAGAGAGUCUAAUAACUUUCUGGAUUGGAGACAAUUAAGGAAUAGAAUUUACUAAAUAAAAUAAUUUCUUAGUAGAGAGAAAAAACAAAAAUUGCCUAGAAAUGA
This is a messenger RNA of Paramecium pentaurelia, 1308 nucleotides long. Lineage: Eukaryota; Ciliophora; Oligohymenophorea; Peniculida; Parameciidae. The record is from the annotation of a GenBank genome assembly.